This is a messenger RNA of Naegleria gruberi, 634 nucleotides long. RefSeq lists its product as uncharacterized. The transcript is spliced from 2 exons. The annotation marks the transcript as partial. The record is from RefSeq and is a predicted model, not a curated record. NCBI's taxonomy places the organism in Eukaryota, Heterolobosea, Eutetramitea, Acrasida, Naegleriidae.
AUGACAAGUACUGGCACCUCCUCCAGUAAUGGUAGAACCAUGAAGAUUUUGGUAGAGAGGGUUAUUAUGAAUGAUAAUUCAACAACAUCAUCUUUGAAUACAACAAUACCUGAUCAUUGGGAUGUUCCGAAAAAUUCAUCAUCUUUGGCAUCUUCAACAUCUUCACCUACUACAGUAGUAAUACCUCCAGAAAAGUUUAAAGAUCCUUGGAUUGGAGUGAAUCAUGAUAAAUCAGUACUCGAUGGAAUAACUUCCUCAAUUGAAACCGAAUUGGGUUUGGGUUUGGGUUUGGGUUUGGGUUUGGGUUUGGGUUUGGGUUUGGGUUUGGGUUUGGGUUUGGGUUUGGGUUUGGGUUUGGGUUUGGGUUUGGGUUUGGGUUUGGGUUUGGGUUUGGGUUUGGGUUUGGGUUUGGGUUUGGGUUUGGGUUUGGGUUUGGGUUUGGGUUUGGGUUUGGGUUUGGGUUUGGGUUUGGGUUUGGGUUUGGGUUUGGGUUUGGGUUUGGGUUUGGGUUUGGGUUUGGGUUUGGGUUUGGGUUUGGGUUUGGGUUUGGGUUUGGGUUUGGGUUUGGGUUUGGGUUUGGGUUUGGGUUUGGGUUUGGGUUUGGGUUUGGGUUUGGGUUUGGGUUUGGGUUUGG